AUGCUGGGUAUGCAAGAAGAGGAGAUAUAUCCAGAUGGUCAUCUUGGGAAGAUCUCUGAUAAUAACCUCUGGCGUGCUCUGGGCCUCCGUCUUGGUCCUCUUCAGCGAUUUCAUGCAGCGGCAUCCGAAUUUUGGAACUGGAAGGUAGAGAAACAACAUGCAUCUGACCCUCCCAAUUCUCCACCCAAUCCCAUGGCAAGCUCUUCUUCAGCUGGCCAGAAACGCAAGGCACCGGAUGAUGAUUGGGCAGUAGUUAUGUACAGGCAGAAAUACAAGGAUGGCCGAGACCCCACAUAUGAUGAUGGAAGACCCGUGUUCAACAUUCCCAUUAGCCAAAACAACACGGACAUGUGGGAUCAGUUUGUGGAGGAACAAGAAAAACUUCACAAUGACAAAGGGGUUGAGGAUUAUGUGAUGGUUGCUGAGGGGGGUUAUUGGAUGCAUAUUCCCCCCACUCGUGGAGGGUUCUUCAACCCCAUAACUGACAACCCUUGUUUGUAUACCCAUGAUGAUGAUCCAUUUUUGCUGUGA
Cantharellus anzutake is the source of this 531-nucleotide messenger RNA. RefSeq lists its product as uncharacterized. Bases 1 to 531 code for a protein of 176 amino acids. Lineage: Eukaryota; Fungi; Basidiomycota; Agaricomycetes; Cantharellales; Hydnaceae. The transcript has a single exon. The record is from RefSeq and is a predicted model, not a curated record.